This is a messenger RNA of Nerophis lumbriciformis (worm pipefish), 324 nucleotides long. NCBI's taxonomy places the organism in Eukaryota, Metazoa, Chordata, Actinopteri, Syngnathiformes, Syngnathidae. The record is from RefSeq and is a predicted model, not a curated record.
AUGGAGAGCCUGCGAGCGUUCCUCUGUCUGUACAUGUGCGUGUCACUGCUGACCCUCAGCCCCUGCCGGGGUCAAAAGUCGGCCGCGCCGUACGAUGACGACGACCUCUCGCGACUCGCCAACGACGAGCUGGCGGAGGCGCUUCAGGACUUCCUGGACGAGGCGGAAAGUCGAAAUGGCCUGUCGGUGGAGAAGAAGGCCAGCGUCAUCCCCAGGUGCGACGUGGGCGAACGCUGCGCCAUGAAACAUGGCCCUCGCAUCGGCCGAUUGUGCGACUGCCUGCGAGGGACGGCGUGCAACACCUUCUUCCUGCGCUGCUACUGA